GGAAGGAUAAGCAAGUGAUCCAUCCAGAGCCACUGACUGGAGCAAGCAGGCAGAGGAAGCUCAGUCAGGUACUAGCUUCUCUUCAUCAGCAAGAUCCUCGCGCGCGCGCGCGGUUGCCAGCCCCUAGUCCAAGUCGCCGGCCAUGGCAGCGCAGAUGAUGCAGCCUCGGCCCCGGCCCCGCGGCAGCCUGAUCAGCAGGUUCAACGCCCCCAUGUCGUCGGGGCUGCUCCGGCCGCCUCGUGCCGCCGCGGCCGCCGGCAGCACCGGCUCCGUUCGUCUGACGGUGUCGGAUGCGGAGCUGGCGUCCCGCGGGUUGGCGGUGCGGCGCACGGCGGAGGGCAUCGACGUGGCGGCGCUGAACGAGGUGUUCGCGCGGGUGGGGUUCCCGCGGCGGCAGGAGGAGCGGCUCCGGCGCGCGCUGGCGCACAGCCGCGUGGUGUGGCUGUCGGCGGAGGCGGAGGCGGGGCGGCCGGUGGCGUUCGCGCGCGCGGCCGGCGACGGCGUGUUCAACGCGGUGGUGUGGGACGUGGUGGUGGAGCCGUCGCGGCAGGGGCUGGGGCUGGGGCGCGCCGUCAUGGAGCGCCUCGUGGACGAGCUGCGCCGCGACGGCGUCGCCAACAUCGUGCUCUACGCGGAGCCCCGGGUGGUGGGCUUCUACCGCCUCCUCGACUUCGCCAUGGACCCCGACGGCAUCAGGGGGAUGGCAUACUACAGGAAAGCAGCAGCCGCAGCCUCGUCCUCGGCGGCGGCGGCCACUAAUACUCCAUUGGCAUCGCUCUGAAAUCUGAAUCAUCAGUUGAAGUCUGCUUGCUUGCUCAAUGCUCAUCAUCAAUCAUGCAUGUACCAGCAGUAGCUAGUAGUAUUAAUUUGUUUCUUGGAUUCAGGACUAGUUCAUGUUGAAGGCUUGAAGCAGAAGCAGACAUGCAUGACACAUCUCAUACAUACUCAUGAUGAUAAGAUUGUAUGUGAUAAUACAGUACAAGCAGAAUAGUACCAAUCAAAAUUCACAAUCACAGCACACACUUUUGAUGGAUGGAAUUGUACAGCCAGCACAUUUGAAUUUGAUGGAUGUGAUCCGGACAUUGGAAAUAAUAAAGCAAAGCAUCAUCAAAUUAAAACA
Molecule: messenger RNA, 1120 nt
Organism: Panicum virgatum (switchgrass)
Lineage: Eukaryota; Viridiplantae; Streptophyta; Magnoliopsida; Poales; Poaceae
Product: serotonin N-acetyltransferase 2, chloroplastic-like
Exons: 1
Coding region: 143-781 (212 amino acids)
Cellular component (GO): cytoplasm
Molecular function (GO): N-acetyltransferase activity
Source: RefSeq, a predicted model, not a curated record